CACGACCACUUACACACUUUAACUACAAUACACUACACUUAAUCCUUAAACACUGCUAGAAACAAUGACAUUGUUCAAUAUGAAAGUUAGCUAUGCGGCAUUUGUUCUGUACUUGCUAGCUUCUCAAGCAGUGCUUUUUGACAAGGCAAACGCUGCCGGCUGCGGCCAGGGAGGCUGCGGUAACAUACCGGCGGCCAGCCUAGAACCUUGCCUUGGGGCUGCUAAGGAUGCAAGGGCUAAGGUCCCGCCGACAUGCUGCGGCAAAGUCGGAGCGCUGCUCAAGACCGCCCCUAAGUGCCUCUGCGUCGUACUGUUGUCUCCGUUGGCCAUGAAAGUCGGCGUAAACCCGGCAAUCGCUGUCACCAUUCCCAAGAGAUGCAUCAUCAAGAAUCGCCCAGUAGGGAAGAAGUGUGGACGAUACACCAUUCCUUGAGAAGACAUCGUCACCAGACAUUACUUGCAAGUUGCACGACUACAAUAAUAUAAAAUAAAAUUUGUGUGCCUAGAUUACUAUAUAUAAAAAUAAUAUAAAUUAGUUAUUGUAUCACGAGAUUG
Messenger RNA from Ipomoea nil (Japanese morning glory), 555 nucleotides. RefSeq lists its product as uncharacterized. Gene Ontology annotation, biological process: systemic acquired resistance. The transcript has 2 exons. Gene Ontology annotation, molecular function: fatty acid binding. The record is from RefSeq and is a predicted model, not a curated record. NCBI's taxonomy places the organism in Eukaryota, Viridiplantae, Streptophyta, Magnoliopsida, Solanales, Convolvulaceae. Bases 65 to 433 code for a protein of 122 amino acids.